ACCCGCCCGCGCAUGCUCCCCUCUCCUGCGUCCGAAACUCGCUCCUGGGAGGCUCCCACAGUGGUGCCUCUGGAGGAGAUGGGAGCCGGCGUGCGCAAGUACGAGGUCUGGUGCAGGCACACACAGCCUCCCAGCGUGUGGUUCUCAUGGGGGAUCCCCAUCCUCAUCGCCCUCUUCACCCUCCUCCUUAUGGUGCUUGUGCUGGUGGCGGCACGGCUGCAGCGGGCCAAGUUCAUUAAGACGCAGGAGCAGGUGGCGGAGGCAGGCAGGCUGAGGAGGAAGGCGGAGGAGGCUGAGGCGUCUAAGAGCAUGUUUGUGGCAUCGAUGUCGCAUGAGCUCAGGACGCCCAUGACGGGGAUCAUUGGAAUGCUUGAUGCUCUAGCGGACAUGGCUCUUGACCCUCCAGAGCAAUCCGACCUCGUCAUGGCACGCGCCUCCGCCAUGGAUGCACUGCACCUGAUCAACCGAGUGCUUGACCUGGCGAAGCUGGAGGCCGGCAAGGCCGUGGUGGACGAGACGGUCGUUGAUGUGCGCGCGUGGCUUCAAGCGGCGUUGGAUUGGCAUGCAGAGGCUGCACAGGCUAAGGGAAUUGGAUUGUGUGGCACGGUGGACGAAGACAUUCCCACUCAUGUCAUUGCUGAUCAGAUGCACCUCUCCAAAGUGCUCAAGGAAAUCGCAGACAACGCUGUCAAGUUCACCGAGCACGGUCACGUGUCGGUGCGGGUGUCCCUGGUGCCGCAAGGGACAAGCUUGCAAGACACCCUUCAAUUCCAGGGCCUUUCCACAACCACCCCACACGCGCCCACUACAGCGCCCACUACUACUACUACUCGGGUCCCCGCCGGAUUUUUCUCAAGACAGGGCAGGGCUCCGUCCCGCUUCUCCUCGCGAUGGGGCUGGCUUCAGGAGGCUAUGUGGGGAUCGGCAGCAGCAGCAGUAGCAGCAGCAGCAGCAGUAGCAGCAGGGGCAGCAGGAGCACAAAGAGCACCCGGCAAUGCAUCAAGCCGAGCACGAGAUAAGAAGGGGCAUGGCAGGAGUCAUUCGGGGCGGAGUGAGGACCAUGGAGUGCUCGUGGUGUCGUGCCAGGACUCGGGCUGUGGCCUCCCAGCGCCUCUCCACAGAGCCGAGGGCAGCGGCGGGGCUUCGUACUUGUCUCUCACGGAACCACGUGAGGAGACACGGAGUGGAUCAGGGGCAUCACUUGGGCUCGUGCUGGUGCAGCAGAUGGUGACUCUAAUGAAGGGAGAGAUAGUCUUCGACUCACAACCUGGCUCUGGGUCCACUGUGGCCUUUUCCGUGCCCGUAUCCACGCCCUUGAUUCAAGAACAUUGGACAGAAGGGGGAGCAGAAGACCAAGAACGGGUGCAAAGUCCAUUGCAGCAGCAGCAGCACCAGCACCAGCAGCAGCAGCACCAGCAGCAGCAAGGAGAGGCGUUGUGGUGCUGUGAGAGCCAAGAGACAGGUUCAGGAGAUUCUCCAGGUGGUUUCAGCAGUGCUCAUGAGCAGGAGACUGGUUCAGGAGAGUUUUCAGGUGCUGGCAGCAGUAUGCAGAAUUUCGGAUCUGGGCCAAGGGAAGAGUGUGGAGAGAAGGCUCAGCAGCACAGCCAGGAGAUUUCUCAGGUGAACCAACAAAACCUGAACCAGCAGCUGCAGCAGCAACAGCAGGUGGAGCGAUCACUAGUGUGGAUGGGGAGGGUGGGCAGUGAGGGAGAGCGCACAGCAGUAGUCAGAGCAGCACGAGAGAGUGAGAGGGGGAGUGUGAGUGCUGGUUUCCCUCGGUCCGUCUCUGUGAGUGCACUCACUGCCACAGCUGCAGCCAGCACACGUGCAGCAGCAGCAGAUGCCCUCACACGGGCAUCGCUCACUGGUCUGCGCAUCCUGGUGGUGGACGACACGCCCGUCAACCUCAUGGUGGCCCGCCGCACGCUUGCUCGCUGGGGCGCUGUUGUAGCAACGGCGAAGAGCGGGGAGGAGGCGGUUGAGAUGGUUGUUGCAGGCUUGUGUGGGUUGGAAAUGGAAGGGGAGGAGGUUGAGUUGGCGGCAGGAAGGAUGCCGGUAAUGGGAGGGGAGGAGGCGGUGGGAAGGGCCGCUGCAGGCGUGGGUGAAGAGGGUGGUGAGGUGAUGGGGAGAAGGGAUGGGAGCGGGACGGGAGGAGAUGGGGUGGGAGAAGGCAGGGGAAGAGGGCGCACAUCAUUGCAGCAUGGGUUCGACUUGGUUCUCAUGGAUCUGCAAAUGCCGGGCAUGGAUGGGUUUGCAGCAGCAGAGGCCAUUCGAGCUUGUGAGAGGAAGCUUGUAAUGGAGAUGGCCCAAAAGGCACACCAGGGGAAGCAGCAGGGGGCCCCUCUUAGCUCACGUGACGCAGGCAGAGGGGUCCUGCAGCCCCGCCACAAGCAGCACUAAGGCAUGGGGACAUGGAGGGCGGAGACGACCUGCCCUGGGGAGGGAGGCAUGCAAAGCACGAGGAGGGCGAAAACGGGAAGCUUCCAAGGCUCCUUUUUAUGAUCUUCACGUCCCUCCCCUAGAAUCUUCAAGCCCCGCUGCUGCUGACUGGCAGCAGCCUCUGAGAGAGGAGCUUUUUGAGAAAUCUCAAAAGCCUCUGAGAGAGGAGCAGCAUACAGGCGGGUGCAGGGACUCUCUACCUCUCUGCGUGCCCAUAGUGGCGCUGACUGCAGACGUGGAUUCCGGAGUGGCGCAGAGGUGUGCAGAGGGGGGGUUUGACGGUGUGCUGCAGAAGCCAGUGGAUGCCCACCUGCUGGCGCGUCGCUGUUGUGGGUGGCGCUGCAGCCGACUGCAACGCAAUGAACUGAGAGAUGAUACUGACACGACUACAGAUUCAGCAGUCGCUGCUGCGGGUGGUGUUGCAGCCGACUGACUCAAAGAACUGACAGAUUCUAUUGACAGGUUGGGUAGGGUUUGAUGGUGUGUUAGCAGCUCUCUCACCUGUAAGCGAAGCAGCGUUCCGGGAGUCACUCACUCGGGCGGUCUUCCAGCAACCAUCAUUCUGCUUUGUCCCUUAUUGCUUUUGGACGAUUCAUACAAUUUCUGAUGAAAUAACGGUUUCUCUUUUAUAGUGUAUUUAUAUACAUGGGCCAG
Molecule: messenger RNA, 3093 nt
Organism: Closterium sp. NIES-67
Lineage: Eukaryota; Viridiplantae; Streptophyta; Zygnematophyceae; Desmidiales; Closteriaceae
Source: the annotation of a GenBank genome assembly